AUGCCAGAACGAGUGCUCACAAUGGAGCGAGUUUUCUCAAAAGAAGACAGCGCCAUAUCGCCUGCCACUGGCAAAGCAAUCAGUCAACACGAAGCCGCAGGACUGAAGAGCCUGACUAAAGAACAACACCUUCGGUUUUGGGAAGAAGUCAUUUAUUGGAACAAAGAGCGCUUCCCCGAGGCGAAAUGGCGGCAAGCGAAGAAGAAUAUUUUGCGGGCCAAGAAGGAACACUGUAUGAAGGUGCUUGGGUGGUGUCCUCCUCCUCCGCCUGUACACUCGAUUGUCACGCCAGGUGGACGGCAACUACUUCUUUACAGUUCGUCUUCAUGGACUGCGCCUACGGGUGCACAUCCCCUUCGGCCAGCGCAUCUUCCGCGCUUCGAGACUGCGAGUCCGACUACACCGCGACCGCGAUGGGAGAUCUUAUCUUCGGGUCCUGGGACGCCUAGGUCGGCUACUGCUGGUCCUAUCAAGAACUCUUUCGCGGAAGGUGGGUUCUGGGAGUCACUGAUUUCACCGAAGACGCCUGUUACGGCUAUACCGAUUCCAACGACACCUGUUACCGCCGUCCCGCCUUCGCCAUGGCUUCCUAAUAUUCCUUCUAUAGACGCCGAAGCCAAAGCCACCUACGAAGACCUCAAAGCCUCCGUCUCAAAAAUGGCCCUCAAGGUCUGCGCAAGCCGCCACACUCUCCGCCGCUCUUUCAACAGCGACAACGACGUCAUACACCCUUCCAUGGUGCGCCCAAAAGACACUUUUCUCGCCGCUCAACUCACUCUCGGCUCCUUGAAACUACAUCAACCUCUGUCGACAUACAUCGACGCCUCCCUACCCCAGAAACUCGACUCCCACGCCGACGACGAAGCAGCAGGCGCAAAACAAUAUAGAAUCUACCGCCGAGAACAACUGGAUGAUGUGGAUAGCUGGCUGCAGUUUGAUGCGCAGACAGGGGAGUUGACUACGAUUUUGGAAGCUCAGCGCGAUCUACUCAAGAUGAACAAGGAUAGGCGGAAGAGUAGGGAGAUUGCGGUAGGCGAGAAGGGGGUGAAGCUUGCAUGGGCUGUAAAGGUUGUGGAUGAUUGCCAGUACUUCGCCGACAUUGCCGCAGAUGGCGAAAGUGAAGGUAGCGACGAGGGGUAUGAGUACGGUAACUUUGUCAGGAGUCUAGGAGAUGGCGAUGGCAGUUCUUUACGGUCAAACAGCUCUACGCUCGACCUCACCUUGACACUGACCAACAGCUCCAACGCCCGCAGCAGCGCCACAGAAGACAGUUUCAGCCUAACCCAACGCUCAUCCAGCAGCCCCAUCAAACCAACCCACGACCCCAGCUCCGACACCUUACCACUCCGCUCACGCAACUACACCCUCUCCAACCUCUUCAACGCCACCAACCCAAACAUCUACACACCACCCCCCUCCCACGCCCACAGCAUCCGCCGCAGCAACGCCACAGCCACCCCUUCCUCUUCCGCAUCUCGCCGUAACCGACAGGGUAGUCUCUGGAUCAACACCAGUCUAGCUAACCCUUCUGUCAGUGCGGCUAGUACGAUGAGCCCGCAGGAACGUGGGACUAGGCAUAAGGGACCCAGUAUCGAGGAUUUGAGCGGGUGGGCUGAGGAGCUGAAGAAGAUGGAGAGGAGGAGGGUGGAGAUGAGGGGGGAGGGCAGGCCGGUGGGGGCUGGGAAGCCGAGACAGUUGAGGUGGUUUAGUGGGACUGAGGGAGGUGAUAGUGGAGAUGAGGGUAGGGUGGGGAAAGAGAUGGUUGAUAAGAAGGAGGAGGAGGAGGAUACGGAGGGCGAUGGCUUGACGAUUAAUGGGUCCGUCCAUCCUGCUCUAAGGGGAAGAAGUAGCCACGAAGACGGCUAUACCAACGGGUGUACUAACGAAGAAGUGUCACGAUGGAAGGAAGGAGUCAGAGGUGCAAGCGGCGGCAGCACCAGCACAGCUAGUUGGCGCUGCGAAACUGCUUCUAUCGUCGAACGCGAUAGUCGUCCUUCUAGCAUCGACAUGGAUAACGAGGUCUACCAUACCGAAGACGAAGACCAAAUAUCCGACUGCGACUACGACCACAACCACAACCGCAACUCCCUCAACCCAUUCGACGAAGCCAACAACCCCUCAUAUCUCGACGCCUCCGCCUCCGACACCAAUGACUCUCCUACAAGAACACCAAGACCGACUACGCCAAUCCAUCCCCAGCGCACAUCCUCCUUAUCACCGACACACGCACCGAUCAAGAUGUCCGCACUAUCAACGCUUCGUGCUCCGGCAUCGACUCCAGUUAUUCAUCAGGAAGGAACACUGCGUCUCGAUCCACCGCGCCGCCCACCUCCACCGAACCGACCGAACCGACCACCGCCUCCACCAAUGCCGUACUGUAAUAUGAGGCCGCCGGCGCCGCGGCCGACGGCUGGUGAAGGGAUGGGCAUGCCUAUGCCGCGGUAUAACAGACAAGCUACUACGUCUUAUGAACGGCAGUUGGGUCAGACGUCUGCUGUACCCACAUCGUCGUCCUUCAUCGAGAUGGUUAAACGGCAGGGGCGGGGACAAGACCGGGGUUUUGCGCCAUCGGAAGGUACUGGUGAGGAGCAGACUGGAAAACAGAGGAGUGUAAGUAAAGCAAGUCUAUUACAGGAAGUUGUGCAGUCACGGGGAGGCGGAGGAGGACAGCAUACGCGUAUGUGGAGUAAAAGCAGUGGGGAGGCUAAGGACGGUGCGAAGAGUAAAGAAGAAGAGGAGUGGGACGAAGAAUUGAAACGGAUGGAGGGGAGGGAGAGGGCUCGGCAGAUUAGUAAUUCGUAG
This is a messenger RNA of Alternaria metachromatica, 2802 nucleotides long. RefSeq lists its product as uncharacterized. Bases 1 to 2802 code for a protein of 933 amino acids. Lineage: Eukaryota; Fungi; Ascomycota; Dothideomycetes; Pleosporales; Pleosporaceae. The record is from RefSeq and is a predicted model, not a curated record. The transcript has a single exon.